CCCAGGUAAGUCCCGUGGGCAGGAAGGUCAGGGCACUCAUCGUGGAAGCACCUGGAAGAAAUCCUUCUAAGCCUUAGGACUUCAGUGUCCAUGGGCCAGGCCUGUUUAUCCAUCCGACUGCCCUCUUGCCUUUGAAGAAAAGUGCAUUGAACACCUGCUCUGGCUUUCGGGAAUCCCUGUCUUCUACAAGAUCAGAUCAAACAUUGUCUGGUGAUCACAUCCCGUGUGGAACCUGCACAGAGUUACCUGAAAGCAACUUCUAAGGUUUCUUCAGGAUGCCUGCAGCACUUGUGGAGAAUAGCCAGGUUAUCUGUGAAGUCUGGGCCAGCAAUCUAGAAGAAGAGAUGAGGAAGAUCCGAGAGAUUGUGCUCAGUUACAGUUACAUUGCCAUGGACACAGAAUUUCCAGGUGUUGUGGUACGACCAAUUGGUGAAUUUCGUAGUUCCAUAGACUACCAGUAUCAGCUUCUGAGGUGCAAUGUUGACCUUUUAAAAAUUAUCCAGCUCGGCCUUACAUUCACAAAUGAGAAGGGAGAAUAUCCUUCUGGAAUCAACACUUGGCAGUUCAACUUCAAAUUCAACCUUACAGAGGACAUGUACUCCCAGGAUUCCAUAGACCUCCUCGCCAACUCAGGGCUGCAGUUUCAGAAGCAUGAGGAAGAAGGGAUUGACACGCUGCACUUUGCAGAGCUGCUUAUGACGUCAGGAGUGGUUCUCUGUGACAAUGUCAAGUGGCUUUCAUUUCACAGUGGCUAUGAUUUUGGCUACAUGGUAAAGUUACUUACAGAUUCUCGUUUGCCAGAAGAAGAACAUGACUUCUUUCAUAUUUUGAACCUUUUCUUCCCAUCCAUUUAUGAUGUGAAAUACCUGAUGAAGAGUUGCAAAAAUCUUAAGGGAGGGCUUCAGGAAGUUGCUGAUCAGUUGGAUUUACAGAGAAUUGGAAGGCAACACCAGGCUGGCUCAGACUCGCUGCUGACAGGGAUGGCAUUCUUCAGGAUGAAGGAGGAACCUUGUAAGAGGGGCACCUAAGGAACCUUCAAAGGAGCUAAAGUGACUACCAGGGUCACACGGUGAGUCAGAGUCCAGCACCCGCGCUCCUAACCAGUGCCUUGCUUAUGAAGGAGAGCGGACAGUUGUACUAAACAGCAGCUGCACAUUAAAAGAAUUCAUGCAGAGUCUAAGUCUGGUUAGAAAGCAGCUUAUAUGUGGAGAAAGGAGCGUGAGAAGAUGAUGCAUAGGAAGGCCUGGGGCUCUCUUUGAUCAGGUGGCAUCUGGUUUUCGAGGCUGGGAGGUGUGCCUUGGCAGUGAGUCCUGGCAGAACUCCUACGUUGUCCUCACCACAGUUCUUUGUCCUACUCUGCAGUUGUUUUUUGAGGACAGUAUAGAUGAUGCCAAGUACUGUGGGCGGCUCUACGGCCUGGGCACAGGAGUGGCCCAGAAGCAGAAUGAAGACGUGGACUCUGCCCAGGAGAAGAUGAGCAUCCUGGCAAUCAUUAACAACAUGCAGCAGUGACCGCAGCCGGCCCUGCAGGGCCCAAGCCAGACUGGUGCUUCCUGAGCUCGAGCUUACCCUCCCUGAGAGAGAACGCUUCCUUUGAGCAGACUGUGCCGACCAUCUGCGUGGAGCAGGAAGACUGCUGUUUUACUGAAGGCAAAAGAUGUCUUUAUUUUAGAUCCAGAAGAGGGGAGUUUGCUCUGAAUUUGUAAAUAACUUCCCUAUUCCUCAGCCCCACGCCUCUCCUCUGCAGCUGCCUCCUGCCACCAGCAUCCAUAGCUCAUGUGACACUAUUUUAGAUAUCCAGGACAAAUCUAAAACAAACGAGUAAAAUGUAUAUAACUCUUACCUGUUGUCAUUCUUUUUCUUUUAAAUUUGUUGCUAAUCCUUAUAAGAUUGUGAUUCUCAGCUGAGGGUUUCCAGAGGAAAUGGUACAACACGGUGCUCUUGGGAACUGGUUCUGAGUUUUUGCCCCCAGUCCCCGCUUUUUACACUCUCCUUGAAGACAUUGGCUUUCCUCACAAUUUGGUAGUCUUUCUUUUUUAUUUUUGGUACUGAGGAUCAAACUCAGGACCUUGUGCUUGCCACAAAGGCGCUGUGCCACUGAGCUACCUCCCUGGCCCUUUGUCAGUCCUUCUUUAUGAAUUACUAUAUGGAAAUGAAUUGCCCAGUGCUGAAAUGUAGACAAUUCACUAAAUCUGUCUACUUUCAUGACAGACUUCAGAGUGGGUAUUAAGUUGACCACUGAUGUGUCUUGAGAUCUAUCCAUUGUGCCACUGGGAUUUGCUAUCAUUUAUGCAUCCUCUGAAGUCAAUUUAAAUUUUCAGGUAAUGAAAUAUCCUGGACUUGAUCUGGAAGGAAAUGAAUGAGAUUUUUGGGUCUUAAGUUUAUUGUAUUUUCAAAAAUACGAUUUUAGAUGGUCACAUUUUCUCCCACCUCAUUUCCCCUGCUUUUCCUUUGAGCAAACCCAAGGAGUUAGGGAGCUGGAUUAACAUGAGUACCAGGUAUGUGAAUCUUUAAAAAAGUAUAGUGGUUACUUGUACACAGGGCAGUAAGGGAAUUUGGUUUAGAGAGAUCUCUUGGAGUCAUAUCCCACAACUGGGGUACGAAACUCAGGACUUUGAUUUUAGAACUAGACAUUUUAAAAGUACAAUGUUUUCUUUGAAUGACUAGAGUGGACAGUUUUGAAAAAUCAAAAAAACCCUUUGGUGAAAAUAACUGGUACCUUGCUAAAGUGGAUAGUCUCAUGUUUUAAAAUCUCAUGGAAAACAAUCUGAAAUGAUUUAAAAAAUGUCAAGUGUUAUAACCUGGUAUUUAAGAUGUUGUAAAUAUUAUUUAUGUUUUUAACUUUGUAAAAUAAAGAUUUCUUUUUAACCACUGG
This is a messenger RNA of Heterocephalus glaber (naked mole-rat), 2875 nucleotides long. Lineage: Eukaryota; Metazoa; Chordata; Mammalia; Rodentia; Bathyergidae. The record is from RefSeq and is a predicted model, not a curated record.